Megalops cyprinoides (Indo-Pacific tarpon) is the source of this 1485-nucleotide messenger RNA. It is a transcript of the gene tekt3, whose product is annotated as tektin 3. Gene Ontology annotation, cellular component: sperm flagellum; nucleus; microtubule cytoskeleton. Lineage: Eukaryota; Metazoa; Chordata; Actinopteri; Elopiformes; Megalopidae. Gene Ontology annotation, biological process: cilium assembly; cilium movement involved in cell motility. The coding region runs from base 19 to 1485 and encodes 488 amino acids. The record is from RefSeq and is a predicted model, not a curated record. The transcript is spliced from 7 exons.
UUCUGGGAGCUGGGCGCCAUGGAGCUGAUUGGGUCCACCCUCACGGCGACGUACGCCCGGCCCAAAACCAGCAGCUUCCUGCCCGCCAUCUCCACCAUGGCCUCUAGCUACAAGAGCCACACCCCUCACUUCGCCCUGAACACGAGUGCCAGCCAGCCCUGGAGGACCGGCGGCUACUACAAGACGGCCAGCGUCGUGCCCACCCUGGUGUCCCUCCAGAGGGCCUCCCCGGACCUGGUGCGGGCCAAGACCAUGUUCUACCCCUCCAACAGGACGGCCCUGUCCACCCGCUACACCCCGGACGACUGGCACAAGUCCAACCAGAGCAACUACCGGGAGUCAGAGUCGACGCGGAACAGCGCCGAGCGGCUGAGGAGGGACACGGUCCGGCUGAUCCAGGACAAGGAGCAGCUGACCCGCCGGACGCAGGAGAGCACCAGCAAGAACAUCGGGGAGCGCAUCAACGACAUCAGCUUCUGGAGGUCGGAGCUCAACCACGAGAUCGAGAACAUGGUGGGGGAGAUCAACGCGUUGUCGGAGGUGAAGAGGAGGCUGGAGCGCGCCCUGGCCGAGACCGAGGGUCCCCUGCAGGUUUCUCAAGAAUGCUUGUAUCACAGAGAGAAGAGGAUGUCCAUUGACCUGGUGCACGACGACGUGGAAAAAGACCUCAUAAAGGAAGUUGAAGUCAUCAAGUCCUGUCAGGCACGGAUGAGGCGACACUUGGACAGAGCCAUCGCCCAGCUUGCGUCCAACAGAGCAGCCCAGCACGAGCUGGAGAAAGACAUCAACGACAAGGUGAGCGCCCACCGCAUCGACGACAGGUGUCACCAGCUCCGGAACACGUCUGACGGAAUCAGUUACUACCGAGGGAUCGAACGCCUGGACCCUUCGGUCUCUCUUCCCGAGUCGUGGUCCAGAUUCACGGACAGCAACAUCCUGCACUCCCAGAGCGAGCGCGCAGCGUCCCAGAAGCUCCGCGAGGAGAUCGAGAUCCUCCUCAACGCCACCUCCAACGAGAUGUGGAACCAGUUCAACGCCGUCAACGUGGCCUUCACCAACCGCAUGUCUGAGACCGCCGACGCCAAGAACAACCUGCAGACCCACCUGGCCAAGACCCUGCAGGAGAUCUUCCAAACCGAGAUGCUUAUCGAAUCCCUAAAGAAGGCUAUCCGGGACAAGGAGAACCCGCUGAAGGUGGCCCAGACCCGGCUGGAGGAAAGAACUCGCAGGCCCAAUGUGGAGCUGUGCCGUGACAACCCCCACCACAGGCUCAUCAGCGAGGUCAGGGAGAUCGAGGACACCAUCCAGAAGCUGAGGGAGAGGCUGCUGGAGGCGGAGAGCGCCCUGCAGACUCUGGUCAAGACCAAGGUGACCCUGGAGCACGACCUGUCCGUCAAGGCCAACUCCCUGUUCCUGGAUCAGGAGAAAUGCAUGGGCAUGAGGAGGAGUUUCCCCAGUGCCCCCCGCCUGGUGGGGUACACGUAG